This is a messenger RNA of Brassica napus (rape), 1732 nucleotides long. Its product is annotated as TATA-box-binding protein 2. Gene Ontology annotation, molecular function: DNA binding; RNA polymerase II general transcription initiation factor activity. The record is from RefSeq and is a predicted model, not a curated record. The coding region runs from base 855 to 1457 and encodes 200 amino acids. The transcript is spliced from 11 exons. Gene Ontology annotation, biological process: DNA-templated transcription initiation. NCBI's taxonomy places the organism in Eukaryota, Viridiplantae, Streptophyta, Magnoliopsida, Brassicales, Brassicaceae.
UAAGUAUAGAACUUAUAACGCUACCUCUCUCAGAGUAAUCUUAACCAAAAGAAUAAGCAAGCAAAGGGAUGAAUCGUCAGGUUUUAUCAAUAGUGGCUUUGAUUCUUCUCUUACUACUCUCUGCGUUCAACAGCACAACGAUGGCCCGAACCUUGCCGAACGAACGAAUAUCUGCAAGUAUAAAAGUGGGGGUCUCAGGGAGUGUAUCGCGCCAAGCUCGUAAAAAGGGACCUGGGGCUCCUGGAAAACAAAAUCGUUGAUCUCCUUAACGUUUUCUUAAACCUAUAUAUAUUCAUCGUUAAUCAUAGUUACUCUGUUUUAUGGUGUAAAAAUCGUGUUUAUUACAUAACAACACACUAGUGUCCGAAGCGGAUUUGAUUAUUUUAACCAAAAUACAUAUUGCAAUAAAAAUUAAAGAAUACACGCACGAGCACAAAUACGUGGCGGACAAAGAGUGGUCGUUGACAUAUAUCUCCAGCAAAGACAGUAAUGUUAGGUAUAUCCACGUGAUUUCCCAGAACUACCCUCGUUCUACAUAAUGAGCGAGGGGUAGUUUAGGAAAUUAUAUAUAGGCACCAACAAAGAAGUCCAUAAGCUCCUCAUCAGAUCCAAAACGCGACCCUCACAGAACAAAUCUCAUCCCCAAGAGGCCUCUAGAGAGAGAGGGAGCGAUAUAGAAAACGAGUCUCUUCCUUUAUAAAUCCCAUUUUACAAAUUUCUUUUCCCUCUCCAAAUCCCCUCUUCUUUUGUUUGUAUAUAAAGCCUACCCCUUUUUUCAAAUCUUUCUCUUCCAAUCAUUUGGGGCUGACGAAACCCUAGAUUUGAGAUUCCGAACUGCAAACUAGCGAAAGAGAAUGGCUGAACAAGGAAUGGAAGGGAGCCAGCCAGUUGACCUUAGCAAGCAUCCUUCAGGGAUCGUUCCAACUCUUCAAAACAUUGUAUCGACAGUGAACUUGGACUGCAAGCUUGAUCUUAAAGCCAUAGCUUUGCAGGCUCGUAAUGCUGAAUAUAACCCCAAGCGUUUUGCUGCGGUAAUCAUGAGGAUAAGAGAGCCAAAGACCACUGCUUUGAUCUUUGCUUCUGGGAAAAUGGUGUGUACUGGAGCUAAGAGUGAACAUCUUUCGAAGCUGGCUGCAAGAAAGUACGCUCGGAUUGUCCAAAAGCUUGGCUUUCCUGCAAAGUUCAAGGAUUUCAAGAUUCAGAACAUUGUAGGGUCUUGUGAUGUCAAAUUCCCCAUUAGGCUUGAAGGUCUUGCAUACUCUCACAGUGCUUUCUCAAGUUACGAGCCUGAACUAUUCCCAGGACUGAUAUAUAGGAUGAAACAACCAAAGAUAGUACUCCUUAUUUUUGUGUCUGGAAAGAUUGUUAUAACUGGAGCCAAGAUGAGAGAAGAGACUUACACCGCCUUUGAGAAUAUUUACCCAGUUCUUACAGAAUUCAGGAAAAUCCAGCAAUAAUUAGCCCUAUUUAUGAAAAGAAACAAAAAAGCAUGUUUACAUUUGGAUUGUCAAGAACUAGGGAUCUCAGGGUGGUGGAAAAGCGCUUGGUGAGGUUAUCAUCUUUCAACAAGGACUUGGUUUGAUCCAGAUUGAAAACCAAAAACUGUAAAUACCGAAAGGAGAUGCCAAUGUAAUCUCUCUUCUUGUUUUCUUUUUGUUCUAUGUUUCUUCCACGUAUCUUGUUUCCUGUAAUGUUUGUUUCACUGAGUAAUACCAUAGUAACUUAGAACCUC